This is a messenger RNA of Tetranychus urticae (two-spotted spider mite), 1090 nucleotides long. The record is from RefSeq and is a predicted model, not a curated record. NCBI's taxonomy places the organism in Eukaryota, Metazoa, Arthropoda, Arachnida, Trombidiformes, Tetranychidae.
GUGUGUUUGUUCAAAUUGAAAUCAACAUGUCCAGUAUAUUCAAACCUUCCUCACCAUUUUAUGUGCCAGGACAAGGCUCCUCUUCCUACUAUCAGCCAUGUAACUCAAGCGAAGAGUCAAUGGAUUCCACCUGUGAUUACGAUUCCGAUGACAGUGUCUAUCAGAGCGAGCCACUGAACCUCUCUCUUAAAGUCUCUUCGCAACCCAUGCAGGAAGAUGUGGUUCAGGAAGACGAGCCUGAGUCAGAACCUGAGUCAGGACGACCAGUCACCAUAACUGAUGAAAUGUACGCGCAGGCCGUUGAAAGUGCUCGUAAUGAUGGAUAUGAUGAAGGACGAGCAAGUUUCGCACCUGACUUGGAGUCUCUUGCUAAAAAACUAAAAAUUCCUCUUCGAGUGUUCCGAUCGAUUGAAUUUGUUAAUGGAGGCCAUGGAAUCAAGAAUCCAAGAUUUAGUGGAAAGGCUAAGCAAGUUAUUCAACCGGGUUUUGAUGGUCUGUGGAGAUGUUCAGUUUGUGUGAAACCGUUCCCUUUGCCUCGGUUGCUUAGUCGACAUUUUAACACCCAUUUAGACGAGAAACGAUUUUUAUGUACAUUUUGUGGAAAGGGCUUCAAUGAUACCUUUGAUCUUAAAAGGCACACCAGAACUCACACAGGUAUUCGUCCAUACAAAUGCGACCAUUGUGAUGAUUCUUUCACGCAAAGAUGUUCCCUGGAAACACAUGCUCUUAGAAUCCAUGGUAUUGAGCAGACAUAUGCAUACAGAGAAAGAAGGACUAAAUUGUACGUUUGCGAGGCGUGUGGACACACUACCGAUAAAUCAGAAACACAUUAUCUUCAUCUUAAAAAUAAUCAUCCUGAUUCUCCCGCUUUGGAUAAGGUCAACGACAAGCGUUUCUUCAAGUUUGAUGAUCCUGAUUUCCCAUUUGCUGAAUGAAAAUAUCAAUUCCUUGGCCAGUUUCAUUAUUAUCUGUCUCAUCAUCAGAACCGUCCACAAUUUUAUUGGUAUUUUUUGGGUGUUACCACCAUUUUGCUACUUUUUCACAAUCUCUUUUCAUCUCAAUUGGUUUAUUUGAAACAAGAAAAAAUCCA